Molecule: messenger RNA, 1779 nt
Organism: Ostrinia furnacalis (Asian corn borer)
Lineage: Eukaryota; Metazoa; Arthropoda; Insecta; Lepidoptera; Crambidae
Gene: Ipk2
Product: Inositol phosphate kinase 2
Exons: 7
Coding region: 191-1501 (436 amino acids)
Biological process (GO): inositol phosphate biosynthetic process
Cellular component (GO): cytoplasm; nucleus
Molecular function (GO): inositol-1,4,5-trisphosphate 3-kinase activity; inositol tetrakisphosphate kinase activity
Source: RefSeq, a predicted model, not a curated record
AUAAAUUUGUAUUUUCGUGAUUGCAUGUGUUUAUAUCGAGUGUUGAUAAGAGAUAAGCGAAGGAGUGACUUGUGUCUUAAUAAAUGCUAUUGGUUUCCCGUAUACGAAUGUAAAAUGUGAUGUGAUAGGAAGUUUAGUGACGGUCACUUUUUACUAUUUAUUACGAAUCGAGGUCACGGUCUCAAACUAAAUGAGUGAUGAACCGGCCAAGCAGUCACGCCCGCUGCGUCGGCAGCGCUCCAUCUACCAAGUGCACUACGCGCUCCCUCGAAGGACUACUGAGGACAUGGCCACUCCUCUGCUGACACCGUGCGGGAGUCUCGCACUCCAGGCUUUCGGGCUGCAAGUCGCGGGACAUAGGAAGAGCGAGGACACUAAGUUCACAGGGCUCCUCCAAUGCAACGGAACAGUUCUCAAGCCCAUCUUGAAAGAGUCGCAGAAGCGCGAGGUGGAGUUCUACACGAGGAUCAAGGCUUCCUCCGACCCUGAGCUGGUGGAGCUGCGCAGCUUCGUGCCCAAGUACUACGGCUGCAGGAAGUUCACGUAUAGAGGCUUCGAGCAGGACUAUAUCAUCCUGGAGGACCUCACGCAGAGGAUGCUGGAACAGUGCGUCAUGGAUGUUAAGAUUGGCAAAAGAACCUGGGACCCGCUCGCCUCGGAACAAAAGAUCAAGUCCGAGCAGAGCAAGUACGCCGCGUGCAAGCAGCAGUUCGGCUUCUGCAUCCCCGGCUACCAGGUGCACAAGCUGGCGUCCGGCAAGCUGCUCAAGUUCGGCAAGGACUACGGCAAGAAGCUGCACGGACGCAUGGUGAGAGAGGCCAUCCGUAACUACCUGAACGGCAUCGGAGCGCCGCUGUGCCGCGCGCUCAUACUUCAGUUCCUGACUGAGCUAUGGAAGAUACAGAAGUGGGCGCGAAGGCAGACGUCUGUGAGAUUGUUCUCAACGUCGUUACUGUUGGUGUAUGACGCGACUAGACUUCGGGAGUGCUGUGGGGAAACUGACGACACGCUCGUGUCGCGCGCGUCAUGCCGGCCGCCCCUGCCGCGUCGGCGGCGCUCCAUCCACUCUCUGCACGCGGGCGCGGGAGGCGGCGGCCUGCGCGGGCAGCUGUCGGCGCGCGGGCCGGUGUACAAGGCACUCGCCGCCGUGCCGCUCAGCCCUAUGGCCGCCGCGCAGGCCACCUUCGCCCCGCCUCCCGCCAUCAAGUCGUCCUGGACCGAAGCUCUCGACAAACUCAACACAAACCAUUCCUUCGAGCACAACUACGAAGACAAACUCUCCAAGAUCAAGAUGAACUACCGCGCAAUGCUGGACGAGCUGUCCAGCGACGAGCCCAAUCCCCACCCGUGGGGCACCGUGAAGAUCAUAGACUUCGCCCACGCCUUCUUCAACGACGAAGAAGACGAAUGCGCCGUCGAUGAAAACUUUAGACAAGGCAUCGACAGUUUUGUCGAGAUUUUCGAAGAUUUCCUCAAGGAGACCGAAGAUCAGCUUUCUUGACCUGACGAUACCGACUCAAUGGGAGCAGCAAAAUAAGGCUAAAUUCCAAGAUAUGUUUUGACAACUAAUUUGGCUUCAAAAUAGGUUUUUAACUAACAAAUUAGGCACUACCUCCAUAAAAAGUCUAGGAAUUUAGAUUUUUUUAAUUCGGAUUUUAUUGCUCAAUGUUGGUACUGGUGAUUAGAUCACUUGUUAGGUAGUGCAGAUCCUAUUAUUUAAGUUAUAAGUGAUAUGUAAGUUCCAGUUAAAUUGUUUGAUAAAACGUUCUGUUAAAACAA